Messenger RNA from Fomitopsis serialis, 2118 nucleotides. Its product is annotated as CTP synthase. Gene Ontology annotation, cellular component: cytoophidium; cytoplasm. Bases 236 to 1933 code for a protein of 565 amino acids. The record is from RefSeq and is a predicted model, not a curated record. NCBI's taxonomy places the organism in Eukaryota, Fungi, Basidiomycota, Agaricomycetes, Polyporales, Fomitopsidaceae. Gene Ontology annotation, molecular function: identical protein binding; CTP synthase activity. The transcript has 10 exons. Gene Ontology annotation, biological process: CTP biosynthetic process; pyrimidine nucleobase biosynthetic process.
CAGACUUCUCCUCUGCAGAGUCUGCACGGCGACGAGCACGACGACGAGCGAACCAUGACCAAGUACAUUGUCGUAUCCGGCGGUGUGGUGAGCGGCAUCGGGAAGGGCGUGAUCGGUACGCUCCAGCGCGUCGCCUCUCUCAGGUUAUGUUCAAGCACCCGUUGUAGCCUCCUCGACAGGCUUGCUCCUCAAGACGACCGGUCUGAAGGUCACCGCGAUCAAGAUUGACCCGUACAUGAACAUAGAUGCAGGCACCAUGCGGCCCCAGGAGCAUGGCGAGGUGUAUGUCCUGAACGACGGCGGCGAGGUCGACCUCGACCUUGGCAACUACGAGCGGUAUCUGGACGUUACUCUGUCGCGUGACAACAACAUCACUACCGGCAAAAUCUAUCGGGAGGUCAUUGAGAAAGAGCGGCGGGGAGACUACCUCGGCAAGACCGUACAGAUCGUACCGCAUAUCACGAACGCGAUCCAAGACUGGAUAGAGCGCGUCUCGAAGAUCCCUGUAGACGAGACAGGCGAAGAGCCGGAUGUGUGCAUCGUAGAGCUCGGAGGCACGGUCGGUGACAUCGAGUCGGCACCAUUCGUGGAGGCCAUGCGACAGUUCCAAUUCCGAGUAGGCUAUGAAAACUUUGCCCUCAUUCAUGUCUCCCUGGUCCCGGAUAUGCACGGCGAGCAGAAGACGAAGCCGACGCAAACCACAGUGCACGCGCUGCGAGGGCUUGGUUUGCUGCCCGACCUGAUUGCCUGCCGUUUGAUCGUGCAAAAACCUCUUGAACCCGCAACAAAAGCCAAGAUCUCGAUGUUCUGCCAUGUCGCGCCGGAGCAGGUCAUCGGCGUCCACGAUGUCUCAUCCGUCUACCAUGUCCCUCUUCUCCUCCAAUCACAAGGCAUCGUUGACUAUCUAAGCAAACGUCUCAACCUGGGCGUGCUCAAGCUGACGCAGGAAAUGAAGGAAAGGGGCACACAGUUGGAGUGCCGAUGGAGGGAGCUCACAAAACGCCAAGAACGAGUGAUUGACGAUGUCACGAUUGUCCUCGUCGGAAAGUACACAGACCUACACGACUCGUACAUGUCGGUCACGAAGUCGCUCGAGCACUCUGCCUUCAGGUGUAACCGCCGUCUAAUUCUCAAAUGGGUCGACGCGUCUGAUCUGGAACCCGAAACGCAGACAUCAAGUCCCGCGAGGUAUCACGACGCAUGGCGCGCCGUCGUCUCUGCGGGUGGUAUCCUCGUCCCCGGGGGGUUCGGUGAGCGUGGCACGGAGGGCAUGAUGCUCGCGAUCAAGUGGGCACGCGAACAGAAAAUCCCCUUCCUGGGCAUCUGCUUCGGCUUCCAGAUGGCGGUCGUCGAGUGGGCGCGGAACGUCUGCGGGUUCGAAGGCGCGACGUCAGGCGAGUUCGACCCCGACGCAAAGCACCCGAUCAUCAUCUUCAUGCCCGAGAUCUCGCGGACACACAUGGGCGGUACGAUGCGUCUCGGACUGCGGCCGACAAUGUUCCAGGACGGCAGCGAUGCAUGGUCGAGGGCACGUCGGCUGUAUGGUGGCGCGGGCAAGGUCUGGGAGCGGCACCGGCACCGCUACGAAGUCAACCCGGCGUACAUCGAGAAGCUCACGGAGAGCGGGAUGACCUUCGUCGGGCGGGACGAGAAGGGCGAGCGAAUGCAGGUGCUCGAACUCAAGGAUCACCCGUACUUCGUUGGCUUCCAGGCUCAUCCUGAAUUCUGCACCCGCCCUCUUAACCCUUCGCCGCCGUUCCUCGGCUUCGUCGCCGCUGCUUCCGGGCAGACCGUCCUGGAUGAGCAGAUGGAGUACCAGCUCAAGAACUUCCGUCCACCACAUCCGGAGGGCUCGAUGGUCAGCGAGGACGAGCUCCGACAAAACGACACGCCGCCUCCUGGUGCGGAGAAGGUUCUGCGGGAGGAGUCAUGAUGCCAUGGACGAUUCACAUACGGUUGGGUUGGGGUUGAAUGUAUAGGCCGCGUAGACUUUGUUGUGCUACUGCAAUUCGUCGAAUGUUAGAAAGUAUGAUAGACAUCGCAUUGUCAGAUACUCCAUGCAUGUAUGUUCUCUAUUAGCCAUAUUAAAAUAAUAUCAGUUCCACCAGCCCCACUCAA